AUGUCUAGAAACUUAGAAUCCGGUGAUUAUCCUCGUCUUUGGAAAGAUAUCCAGUCCUUCAAUCCCAAAACCAAAAAGCUGUCACAGAGAGUAGGGAAAGCAGUCGAUGACCAGGCAAUCGCAAGUUGCUCUCCUAGUGGCCUUCACGGCCCUGCUCUUCUGAUCUUUGAAAGCGGUUUUGGAGGGUUUGGAAGUUUCGGAGGUGGUUUUGGAGGUCUCGGCUCUGGAGGCGGCUUCGGCCACAGGCCAUCUGGUGGAGGCUUUGGUUAUGGAGGCUUCGGUGGAGGAUUUGGAGGUUUCGGACGCAGGCGUUACGGAUACAGAGGAUAG
Macrobrachium nipponense is the source of this 330-nucleotide messenger RNA. RefSeq lists its product as uncharacterized. The transcript is spliced from 3 exons. The record is from RefSeq and is a predicted model, not a curated record. NCBI's taxonomy places the organism in Eukaryota, Metazoa, Arthropoda, Malacostraca, Decapoda, Palaemonidae. The coding region runs from base 1 to 330 and encodes 109 amino acids.